Linum tenue is the source of this 435-nucleotide messenger RNA. Lineage: Eukaryota; Viridiplantae; Streptophyta; Magnoliopsida; Malpighiales; Linaceae. The record is from the annotation of a GenBank genome assembly.
AUGGCUUCAGUGUCUGCUUCUUCUUCAAUUCUUGACACCCUCGGGUCCUCCGGCGCCGGCGCUAGCAGAAAUUAUGCCCAAGUCCCACAACGUAGCUUCAUCAGUUUCUAUUUGGCUCCUUCAUUUUCCUUUCCUUUCCAGAGUUCGGCGGGUAAAUAUCUAAAGCCGCCCAACCGGUUCACUGCUUUAAGCAAUUCACCCUUCGCCUCAACUCUUCCGGAGCAAAACCCAUCUCCGGAGCUUGCUGUUCUCCUUGAAGUUGAUGGAGUCCUUAUGGACGCAUAUCGCUUGGGAAAUCACCAAGCUUUCAACGUAGCAUUUCGGAAGCUUGGACUUGACUGUGCAAAUUGGACUGAACCUAUCUACAUGGACCUUUUAGGGUCUGGCUUCGUUCAUUUUCAUUGUAUAUGCAGUUUCCUGAAAUCUCCUCGUUGA